This is a messenger RNA of Xyrauchen texanus (razorback sucker), 1721 nucleotides long. It is a transcript of the gene rpz, whose product is annotated as rapunzel. The transcript has 3 exons. The coding region runs from base 205 to 888 and encodes 227 amino acids. Lineage: Eukaryota; Metazoa; Chordata; Actinopteri; Cypriniformes; Catostomidae. The record is from RefSeq and is a predicted model, not a curated record.
ACCCCUCCAUACUGAGCUUAAAUGGAAGAGCCUCUUUUGCAGUGUUUUCUGGGAAGAAGAACUGCAUUCGGGAUUGGGACUUUGGAAAGAGAGCAGUCUUAAGAGGUACUACUUGGAAAGAAAGCCAAAAUCUCCAUUUGGGAUAUCCAUUCCUUGCCACUACAACGUGAACAUCAUCAUUAAGAAGAACUUUCUCCAGUCGCAAUGGCCGAUCAUGAAAUAUUCGAAGACCCCGAAAAGCUGAAGAGAGGCCUUAUUAAAGUUCUUGAAUGUGUGGCCACAAUCUCAUCCGCAGCAGCGGUGGUCAAUCCAAUCUUCGGCGUUGCCGGCUCUCUCAUCCGGGUGGUGCUGCACCAUGUGGAUGAUGAAGAUCUUCAGAAACUCAAACGGGAAUUCGGGAGCGUCAAUCGGGCCUUGGAUGACAUUUCAAAGAAGAACCAUCAUGCCCUGCUGCAGAUCAGGAAGGAAACUGUAGACAAACAGUACCACGAGGUUGAAGAAAACAUUAAGAAUCAGUUCCGCAAAUUCAUGGAGAUUGUGGAGGCGAAUCCAGAUGCCCUGCAGCGCAAGAAGGAUGAUUUCGUGGAGAGUUUCAUGAAUGAUAAAGAUGACCAGAACAUGUACACGCUUUAUGAAGGUGUAAUCGGGAAGAGGAAGCUCUUCAGUCAGCCCAUUCUGGAUGUGUACUGGAAGCAUUCACAUGGUGACCGCUACGUCAUGGAAAACCUCUGUACUCGACUCGCCUACCUGUUCUGCAUCGGUUUCAUCGCUCUGAUGGGCUAUUACGGCAUUAUAGGGGAUGACUUGGAAUCACGGAAUGAAGAGUGGGAGGAGAAUAUGAAGAAUGUGCAGGAGAAGAUGCAGGAGAUGCUGAUGAGGUGCAAAUGAUUUAUCUCAGCAUUCUGCACAAUCAAAGCCUUCAUGAAAAUACUCUUUGUUGCCUUCUUAGGUGUGUGCUUUUGCUUUCCUUUUUAGGUUUCAUUAUCGACCUGCAGCUAUCUAAUGCAGCAUUACCGUCCCAAUGACGGCAGGUUAUGCUGACGUGUAUAUAUGAUGAUACAGCUCCCUGUAAUGUGUGUUUUGCUUUGUUGUUUUCUCAUACCAGGAUCACAUUUUUAUGGCUUGCUUUAGUUUAACACUACAUGACAAACAUAUUUUAUAGUUUAAAUGCUAAACUCUACUUUAUAUAAAAAAAAGAAAGUGCACUAAUUGUGAAUAUAUACAAGGCAUUCAAAAGUAAAGUUGCACUCAAUUAUCAAAAUGGCUUCUUGUUCUAUAAUUUAGUUUUUUUUUAUUCUCACAGGAUGACAAAUCUUUUGUGCUUGCUUUAGUUUAACACUACAUGACAAACAAAUGUUACACUUUAAAUGCUAAACUGUACUUUAUAAAAAGAUACAUGCAAACAGCUUAAAAGUUGUGUGCAUAUAUUAGCAAAGUCGCUGAUAAAAAUUAUAAAAAUCACCUUUAAUGCUACAUGAUGAACAUGAAUAAAUAUUUAGAAAAUAAAGAAUGUAAAGGCUGAAAUGUAUCUAGCUGUCUAUCUGGACGUCCAUCUGUCUGUGCAUAUUAAAAUCUACAUUUCUUUCAAGGAAGUUGGCAUGUUUAUUGUUACAUUUUUGUAUUUGACAUCUCAAUGUAAGGUUUCUUUUAGCAUUAUUUUGGAUAUAUGAAACUAUUCUGAUGUAACUGUCAGUAAUAAAUGACUGCCUUCAAUGUUGUUU